This is a messenger RNA of Fusarium odoratissimum NRRL 54006, 1569 nucleotides long. RefSeq lists its product as uncharacterized. The transcript has 4 exons. NCBI's taxonomy places the organism in Eukaryota, Fungi, Ascomycota, Sordariomycetes, Hypocreales, Nectriaceae. The coding region runs from base 88 to 1431 and encodes 447 amino acids. The record is from RefSeq and is a predicted model, not a curated record.
AGCAUCUUGGCAUCACAGACUGAUCAUCGAUCUGAUAGACCCUCACAUCACCAACUGCAUCUCUUUAUUCAGGAAACCUAAAACACGAUGGUUGCAUCGAAAGUUCCCCAGAACCUUUGGCACCGAGACCGUCGAGGCGGAGAUGCUGGCCGAGAGCGUGAGAAAGAUCCAGUUCGUUAUGGCCUUAAUUCCAUGAGCGACUCUGUUAUCGGCCAAGCUGUAGCGAAGCUAAGAUUCACUAAAGAUGGAGCCGAGAAAGGCGGCAAUGGCUUCUUUGUCAAUAUUCCUGGCCAAGACAAGGCUAUUAUCUUCACAGCAGGUCAUAACCUUAUGGACGAGAACGGAAAGAGGACCCAAAAUCUCCGAGCCUGGUGGUCUGACCUCGGAGAGCAACACAAAGGGGUGGAGAUUCUGGAGAAUGAUACUCGAGUCAGCAAAGUCUUUUCGACCACGCCUAGCGAAGAGUCUGCCAUUGAUGACUUUGGUAUCAUUAUGAUUCCCAAGAACAACAACCCUCCCCCUCCCAAAACGGCAUUUGGAUUUGCUCUGAGACUUGCUGAGGAGGACAGACUAGAAGGCAUCUGCAAUAUCUCCAGCUAUUUGACGACUGCUAAGACUGGCGAGCCGCCGACGCGCAGUACGGGACGCUUCGUCAAUCCUAUACUGAAACAACAUCAGCUUGAGUAUCUGACGUAUACUGAGGCUGGCGUAAGUGGCUCCGUGGUCUGGACCGGAUACAAUGGAGCUCCUGUAGCAGUGGCUAUUCACAAUUACGGACCUAAGCGAAAGAGUCCAAAGUACGGUAGUCGUGGCUCUCGUAUUGAUAUGAAAAUGAUGCGAGAGAUCAUGGAGUGGACUGGCGUUUACAAAAGGGCCGUUGCCAUCAUAGCCCAACCACUUGGGAAGAAACAGCCCAUUCCUUCACUGCCCCUCUGCAUGGCCUGGUCCGAACAAGACAAGGUUCUCCGCGUCCACGUCCAAGAUGACACUGAACCAAUCAUAGAAGAAGCAACAUUUGAAGCCCUCCCAGUCUUUUCUUCCGCACUGCUCCUUGGAAAAGACCCAAAGGAGGAGAUCGGCUUUGCACAGGUUGAUAAAAGACCCAACGCUGCUAAAGACACCAUGCGCUGGGUCUCGUGGAACAUUGAGUGGAAUAGCGUUAGUUUUGCUAGUGCCCUCAGUAGAGCGCGGUUGGUGAAGUGGGACGUGAAGGGGCCGUGGGAUGUGAAGGGAAAGAUGGCUGCGAUGACCCUUAACUGGGGUGAUGCAAUUAGAGAGGUUGUGUUUCGUGUUGAUGAUGAGGUUGUCAAGAAGUGGGAACUCGAGCUUCCUGAUACUGAAUACACCGGUAUUGCAUACCAAGAAAAGGGGGAUACAAAAUUUCAGAAUCCUUACAAGAGAUUUAUUAUGAAAGAUGUUUGGGCUACCUAAGGACUCUAUUCCUAUUUGUUUUUCUAUUUCUAUUUAGUAUCUUUAGAAGAUUAAAAUAUUUUCAGCCUGUUUGGGGUCGUAUUUCUCCAUUUUAUGGUUAUAAUAAGAGCCUGGGAGCACAUAUUAUUCGUAGUUGAG